Messenger RNA from Dendrobium catenatum, 1056 nucleotides. RefSeq names its product autophagy-related protein 8f. Gene Ontology annotation, biological process: cellular response to nitrogen starvation. Bases 259 to 657 code for a protein of 132 amino acids. Lineage: Eukaryota; Viridiplantae; Streptophyta; Magnoliopsida; Asparagales; Orchidaceae. The record is from RefSeq and is a predicted model, not a curated record. The transcript has 7 exons.
GUAGCUAGCGGGCGGCUGAAAUCCGCCGGACCUGGAUUGAAAUCGUGAUGGUUAUAACUUUUAGUUGUAGUGGCGGAAGCAAACAGUGAGAUGGACGAAAAGAUUAGAUAAUCUCAGCUUUCGGAAGUAACCAAAUCGUUCAAGGCUUGUCUUCAGGCAACUGAAAGCCACGGAGAUUCUUGAUUGCGUUCUUGUCGGCUCGUAAUUGGUUUUUGAGCUAAGCGGUUCUGUUUGCGAUUGGCAAUUGUAGCAGUGGAGAUGGCCGAGAAGGGAUGUACCGGCUCUUUUAAGAAAGAACACAGCUUGGUGACAAGAAAGGAGGAGUCUGCGAGGAUUAUGAGGAAGUACGAGGACAGGAUACCGGUGAUUGUGGAGAAAGUGCAGAGAAGUGACAUCCAAUGUGUUGACAAGCGCAAAUACUUAGUUCCACGUGACUUGACUGUGGGGCAGUUUGCAGCUGUUAUCCGCAAGAGAAUAUGUUUACCCUCGGAGAAGGCCAUGUUUCUGUUUGUGGACAAUAUUCUUCCAGCCACAGGAGCUUUGAUGUCCGAGCUUUACAAUGAGAAGAAAGACGAAGAUGGUUUCCUCUACGUUGUCUACAGUGCGGAGAACACGUUCGGUAGACACCACCAACUAUGUGGUGCUUCUCUAAUUUAGGUCUCCUUUGGGACGACUUUUUUACUGCUUCUUAAAGCGGUUUUUGUGUAUAAAAAUUUUAAUUUUUGCACUAAAAAACAUCUUUAAGAAGCAAUAAAAAAACCAUCCCAAACGAAGUCUUAGUUCAGCAUUUUAGUUAGCUUCUCUUGAAGCAAUUUGUUUAUCAAGCAACUUCGCAUUGCUUGUAUUCAUAUUUCAUACUGUUUCAUAGAGUAGCCGAGUAAAAAAUGGAAUUGUACACUGUAAAUAAAGUUUUGACGUAGGGUGUUCGGGACUUGGAUCAUGUUGCAACGAGUCGUUGAAUCUUUCCUUCCACUGUUAAUAGUACCUGUGUCAUGAAGAAUUUACAAAUUUGGACUUAUCCUUUAUAAAAUUUACAUAAUUAUUAGACUCGUUAAA